Messenger RNA from Lutzomyia longipalpis, 1504 nucleotides. Its product is annotated as tRNA:m(4)X modification enzyme TRM13 homolog. The coding region runs from base 148 to 1476 and encodes 442 amino acids. The record is from RefSeq and is a predicted model, not a curated record. Gene Ontology annotation, biological process: tRNA methylation. The transcript has a single exon. Lineage: Eukaryota; Metazoa; Arthropoda; Insecta; Diptera; Psychodidae.
CUGGCACACUGGGUAGGCGAAAUUUCACGUGUUAUGCGAACGUCAGGAGCUUUUAUUGAUUUUUCCGGGGUUUCCGCAAUUUGUGGUGCAUUCUGGGGAAGGACAUAAAAUCAAUAGGCAUAGUGAAAGCCCACCGUAGACACCAAGAUGUCCGAACCCGAAGAAAAACGCAGAAAAUUGCGUGAAGAGUGCGAAGAAUCACGUUGUCAGUUUUUCGUUACGCGCAAAAAGAGAUUUUGUAAAAUGACUGUUGCAAAGGGCCAAAAGUUCUGUGGCCAGCACGAACCCAUCUCCAAGCCCAAUGAAAAGGAGAUGGGGAAUAAGUCUGCAGAACGGGUGCCAUGUCCAUUGGACCCUAAACACACGGUAUAUGCUUUUAAAUUGAAUAAACACCUUAAGAUUUGCAAUGCUCGCCCCAUGAAGAAUGAGAACUACAUCAAGAUUGGCCUCCACAAUGGGUCUGAUGAUGAAGAAGAGGGUGCUACGGGGCGAAAUGUAAAGCUCAAUGAACUUACUUGUGAUUAUGUGAAGACACUGACGAAGAAGAUCAAUGAGAUUUAUCGGAAGUACAUUAAGGACACCAUCAGGAAUGUCUUUCGGGAGCAUAAAUUGCUGCAGGAGGAAUUGGCAAAGCCCGAGUAUGGUGCUACAUCGUUGAAGCAUCUGAAGCAGACGGCUGCACUACUUGGAUGCUUGCAGGAGUAUAAUCUGUUGUUGCCACAGACGUGCUUUGUGGAAUUUGGUGCUGGUAAGGGACAGGUGUCAUACUGGAUUGCUCAAGCUAUUAAACACUUUAAGCAGUGCUCGGUUAUUCUUGUUGAUAAGGCAUCGCAUCGCCACAAGAAGGACAACAAGGUUGAAGAUCGUGACACCGUAACACGUAUUCGAGCUGAUAUUGCGAAUCUCGAUCUCUCCUGGGUGCCUCAUCGUAGUGAAUCCGUCGUGGGAGUUAGCAAGCAUCUCUGUGGUGCUGCAACUGACAUGACACUACGGUGCAUCGUAGCUGGGAAUCAACCACCCAAGGAGACAAACAGAAAGUUGUGUCGCACUAAGGGAAUCCUUAUUGCACUUUGCUGCCAUCACAGGUGCGAUUGGAAGACCUUCGUGGGGAAAUCUUUCCUCAAGGAACACGGAAUCACACCCAAAGAUUUCACUGUGAUGACGAAAAUGGUGAGCUGGGCUGUCUGUGGUACCGGGAUGAGUCGUGAGCGUCGCAAAGAGGUGCAAACGGCUGAUGAAUCCGAUGAUUCCGUUGAAAAUUCCUCCGAUGAUGAUGAAGAUACCGUCAAAAUGUCGCGCAAAGAGAAGGAAGAAAUUGGCAUUCGUUGCAAGAGAAUCCUCGAUUAUGCCCGAAUCGUCUAUUUGAGGCAGAAUCACUACGAUGCGUCGCUCAUCAACUACGUUAGUCGUGAUGUAACGCUCGAGAAUGUCUGUAUUGUUGCCGUUCAUGAAAGCAAUAAAUCGAUCUCAAUCUAGACUCUAGCUGGAGAGAAUCUUAAGAUGA